This is a messenger RNA of Brugia malayi, 1659 nucleotides long. RefSeq lists its product as uncharacterized. The transcript is spliced from 12 exons. Gene Ontology annotation, biological process: protein folding. Gene Ontology annotation, molecular function: ATP hydrolysis activity; ATP-dependent protein folding chaperone; ATP binding. NCBI's taxonomy places the organism in Eukaryota, Metazoa, Nematoda, Chromadorea, Rhabditida, Onchocercidae. Gene Ontology annotation, cellular component: chaperonin-containing T-complex. Bases 1 to 1659 code for a protein of 552 amino acids. The record is from RefSeq and is a predicted model, not a curated record.
AUGGCAUCUGGUGGCGAAAGACUUCUUGCUGUUACGGGCAAACGUACUUCGGGUCAGUCCGUCAGAACACAAAAUGUUAUGGCUGCAUCGGCGAUAGCUAAUAUUGUCAAGUCUUCACUUGGACCAGUUGGGCUCGACAAAAUGCUUGUGGAUGAUGUCGGAGAUGCAGUAGUGACAAACGAUGGUGCGACAAUUCUUAAACAAAUAGAAGUUGAACAUCCAGCUGCGAAGGUUCUUGUCGAAUUGGCUCAGUUACAAGAUGAGGAGGUUGGUGAUGGAACAACAUCGGUAGUUAUUGUGGCGGCAGAGUUACUCAAGUCUGCUGAUGAAUUAGUUAAGCAGCAAGUUCAUCCUACGACUGUUAUUAACGGUUAUCGCCUAGCUUGUAAAGAGUCUGUGCGUUACAUGCAGGACAAUUUGUCAUUUGGAUCACGGGAGCUGGGUCGACAUUCGAUUACUGAAGCUGCGAAGACAGCGAUGUCUUCAAAAGUCAUUGGACCAGAUGCUGACUUUUUUGCUGAUAUGGUUGUUGAGGCGGCAGAACUAAUCAAGAUAACUGAUGUUCAGGGUAAAGUUACAUACCCAGUCAAGGCUGUCAAUAUACUGAAAGCUCAUGGGAAAUCAGUACGUGAAAGUUUUCUGAUUAAGGGCUAUGCGCUCAAUUGUACUGUUGCUAGUCAAGCUAUGCCACGCAUUAUUCAAAAUGCGAAGAUUGCGUGUUUGGACUUUUCGCUUCAGAAGGUCAAAAUGCAUCUCGGAAUAUCGGUGAUAGUUGAAGACCCGAUAAAACUUGAAGCAUUUCGUCGUGAAGAAUAUGAAAUAACGAAACGAAGAAUUGAAAAAAUUUUGAAAGCUGGAGCCAAUGUAGUACUGACGACAGGUGGAAUUGAUGAUCUCUGCUUGAAGCAGUUUGUGGAAGCAGGUGCAAUGGCAGUUCGACGAUGCAAAAAGAUUGACUUGAAACGAAUUGCUAAAGCAACAGGAGCCACGUUAAUGUCAUCUUUGGCAACUCUGGAAGGCGCAGAAGCAUUCGAAUCCUCCCAGCUUGGUACAGCUGAUGAAGUAGUUCAGGAAAGAAUUUCAGAUGAUGAACUUAUUUUUAUCAAAGGACCGAGAGCGCGUACUUCGUCCUCGAUUAUACUUCGUGGACCAAACGAUGUGAUGCUUGAUGAAAUGGAGCGGUCAGUUCAUGAUGCGCUUUGUGUUGUUCAACGCGUACUUGAAAGCAAAAAAUUGGUUGUUGGUGGUGGAGCGGUAGAAGCUUCGCUGAAUGUUUAUCUUGAAGCAUUUGCUACAACUUUGUCAAGUCGUGAACAGCUUGCUGUUGCUGAAUUCGCUAAUUCAUUACUCGUUAUCCCGAAAGUGCUAGCCUCGAAUGCUGCUAAGGAUUCAACGGAAUUGGUCGCUAAGUUGCGAGCAUUUCACAAUAAAGCACAGCAAGUGAAGGAACUUGCUCAUCUGAAAUGGGCUGGUCUGGAUUUGGAAAAUGGAGAAAUUCGUGAUAACAAGGAAGCUGGCAUUCUUGAACCGCUGAUGAGUAAAGUCAAGAGCCUGAAAUUUGCGACUGAGGCCGCCAUAACAAUUCUUCGUAUUGAUGAUCUGAUUAAGUUGGAGAAACCAGUGCAGCGAAGGAAUGAUGAUGAUGACGACGAUAUGUAG